This is a messenger RNA of Dermochelys coriacea (leatherback sea turtle), 4736 nucleotides long. RefSeq names its product translocating chain-associated membrane protein 1-like. The record is from RefSeq and is a predicted model, not a curated record. Gene Ontology annotation, cellular component: endoplasmic reticulum membrane. The coding region runs from base 13 to 1278 and encodes 421 amino acids. NCBI's taxonomy places the organism in Eukaryota, Metazoa, Chordata, Testudines, Dermochelyidae. Gene Ontology annotation, biological process: SRP-dependent cotranslational protein targeting to membrane, translocation; protein insertion into ER membrane. The transcript is spliced from 12 exons.
GUGGGCGGGUAGAUGGGGGGGACAGCGGUGUUUACUGUGCGUGAGGUGAGGAGGCUGUUGAGAAAGAACCAUCACCUCUUGUCUGGACCGGGACCACUGCUUGGGCCCUCGGGGGCUACCACCACCAUGGGGCUCCGGAGGAAGAACAAGAGCCCGCCCGUGCUAAGCCAUGAAUUCGUGAUCCAGAACCAUGCGGACGCCGUGUCUUGCCUGGCUAUGGGCCUCCUGCUGGGGCUUAUGUUCGAGGUCACAGCCAAGUAUGUCAUCAUCUUUAUUACUGUGCAGUACAACGUUACCUACACCACUGAUGACAGGAGUGAACCCAUUCAUUUCUAUGAAUAUGGUCCAAAAGACAUUGCCACCAUCUUCUUCUACAUGCUUAUAGCCAUUAUUCUGCAUGCUGUGAUCCAAGAAUACAUACUAGAUAAAAUUAAUAGACGUCUCCAUUUGUCAAAAACGAAGCACAGCAAAUUCAAUGAAUCGGGGCAGCUAGCAUUUUUCUAUUUGUUUUCAUUUGCCUGGGGAGCAAGUAUUUUGACUGCAGUAAGAAGAAUUCAUGACAAACCCUACCUUGUUAUGGAAAGACUAUCCCCAUUCUCGCAUGUUUUUUCAGGUAAAAUUCUUCUAUGUCUGCCAGAUUGCCUAUUGGCUUCAUGCACUCCCAGAAUUGUACUUUCAAAAGAUUCGAAAGAGAGAAGUACAGCACUGAGGAAGAUAAGGAAGGAAGAUAUACCAAGACAGCUAUACUAUAUCUGCCUUUACAUUGCUCACAUAUGUGGUGCCUAUGUAUUGAACUUUCAACGUCUGGGGCUAAUUUUGCUAGUACCUCACUAUCUAGUGGAGCUCAUUUUUCAUGCCUCGCGUCUUUUCUACUUCAGUGAUGAAAACAAGCAGAAAGGAUUUACCUUUUGGGCUUUACUGUUUGUAAUGGCUCGUCUUUUGACCCUAACCUUAUCUGUGCUCACAUUUGGAUUUGGUCUGGCAAGAGUAGAGAAUCCAGGUUUUUCCAUAGCAGACGGAAACUUCAAUGUACUCACUGUGAGGAUUAGUUGCUUGGCUGCAAUUUGUCUAACACAGGCCUGGAUGAUGUGGAAAUUUAUAAAUUUCCAGCUAAAGAAAUGGAGAGAGCACAUCCAGAACCAGAUUCCUAAGAAAAAAAUAACUUGCACAAAGAGUAAAUCAACAAAAAAAGAACCAAACAGAGCUAACUUUGUCAAUGGAGCAGUAAAAUUAGAAGAUGGAGCAUCGCCCAGAACAAGAAAAUCAAAAGUAUUAUGAAAUGGAAGCUGAAAUCGGAAGAUGACAUAUUGACAGAAGACUGUGAUUAAAAAACAUCUGUCACUGCAGAAUCAUAGGCUAUUUGUCUGUCUUGUUAUGAUUUAAAUGGACACUAUCAAGUUAAAAUAUAUUUUAAACACAUUUUUAUUAAUACAUAACUUAUUAUGAAAACUGGUCACUUUUUAAUCUAAUUUACAAUUAGUGUUUGCCUCUUUCAGUUUCACUCAACUUGGACAAUGAAAAUAGACAAAUCACUUGCACUUUCUGGCUCUUAGUAGCACAAUUCUGUAAUGUUUGAGUGACAGACAUUUCAGGGGAAUAUUUCAGUCUAAAAAUCUGUUUAUUUGAAAUUUAAAAAAACAACUUGGAAACAUUUUCAUUAAUAUUACGGUUUAGAAAACCGGUGGUUUUACAAAACCUAAAUUCUGGGCCAAAAAUAUCUUACCAUGUAUGUUUAACCUUAAACUUUUGCACAACAGACUCUUCUUUUUAUCACAUUCUGAUAUUGGAGUAAGAGAUAGUAUGUCUGAAAUACAUGUUAGCAUGGCAAAAAAAAAAAGAGAGAGAGAGAGAGAGAGAAUGACAUCUAUUUCCCUUCAAAGAAUAUAUAAAACUUGAUUUAUAUAACCUGUUCAUCAAGUUCUGACUUAAUAUACCUAACUUCCUCUUAGGUGAUUGUGAUAUUUUAGUUAGACACACAGAUUAUUGGAUGCAGUCGCCUUGCAGAAUUGCCAAUGUACAUAGGGAGUUUUGAAAUAGAUUGUAAUGUCUUGUUUGGAAACAAGUUGCCAAUUAAACAUCUAGGGUGAAAUCCUGGUGCCAUUGAAAUAAGUAGGAAAGCUGUCAUAGAUUUUAGUGAGGCCAGCAUUUACGCUAUGGCCAAAUUUUGUGAAAAUUUCCCCCUGGUAAUUUUUCUUUAAUUUUGGCAUUGAGCUGUUUGAAAGUUACACAUGGCUUUUUCAUAAAGACUAUGAAAUUGGGUUCAGAAAAUGUACUUUCUGUAGCUGCAAUUAUUUUUAAGGUGCUAAGAUUUUUAAUUACCUACAUUUGGCUGCCACUUGUUUUGGUUUCAAAUUCAGAUUUAAAUUUUUAUAUCUCCAUGAAGCUAUUAAGAUGCUCAUUACUUAAAUACUGUUUCAGAUAUAAUUUAUAUUUAAAUCUGUAGACCAUUUCAGAAUGUUUUUUCAGAAGUAAUGAAGUCUGAUGCUGGUAUAAUUAAGAGAUCUGGUAAACACUGCAUUAUAGGCCUCUUAUCCCCAACCAAUGGCAUCGGUUUUGCAUGGCGUCUUGUACUACUUCCCAUCCUUUCAGCCAAUUGGAUCCUAUUUCUCCAGCACACAAAAUUCUGUUCAGAAAACAGUUGACUUAUGCAGUAGAGCUGACUUUAUAAUAUAUGCGUUGGCUGCAUAAAACACUAGAGAUGUGCAUUAAAUUACAUUGUCACAUGUUCUGAAGUGUCUGUUGUGGUUAAGAUUUAGGAGGAAGGUUUACAGUUCCUUAAGUAUUAAUGCCACAAAAUAUCAUAUAUACAACUUUCUUGAAAGAAUAGUUAUUUAAAAUGUAUCCAUAUGUAGGUUUUUCUUAAUACUAUUUCUCCCCUCCCUCCCUUCACUGACUGACCAGGUUCUUUCUUGUACCCUAUCUUGUGUUCCUUGAAGCAGUGCAGUGUCUUUUAGUUUUUUAGUGAAGUGAAGCAAAAUCUAGUAGGACUGUUGAGGAGCCACUUGUAAAAAGUUCAGCUGUAUCUACCCAAUUUCUCCCCCUAGAAACUGGCUAUAGACCACCUAUUCAUUUCAGAUUGACCCAUGUAUUCACAUACAGUAGAAACAGUUUUUUGGUGUGUUCACCUAAGCUACACUCCAUUAAACAGUAUUUGCCACUUAUCACACAGCAUGUUCAAAGCACUUUACAAGCAUAAAUCCUCAUAACCCUCCGGUGAGGCAGAUAAAUAGCAGUGUUUUCAGUAUAUAAGAAACGGACAGAUUAAGUCACUUGUCCAAGGACACAGUGAGGAUCAUUGCCUCUACUGGGAGUAGAAAUCAGGAUUCCUAAUUCUUAGUCCAGUGAAUGAAUCACACCUGAUUCCUGACCGCACUUCUGUGAAAGGCAAGCGAGUGAGAGACUGAAGGUUCCAUAUCAUAUUACCAGUCCCUUGAGCCAUCCAAUUUCUUAAUCUUAGAUUUUGCCACGUUGAUCUAAGCGCUUGUUUGACUAUGAUAAGGCUACUGAUAUUUUUGUAAAUUACCUACAUAGUCAUGACUGGUAUAUCUAAUGCUAUUUAAGUCUUAUGAACCCAUUUUCUAAUUUGCCCUAACGGUUCCCAUGUGCAAAUGGUAUGUAGGAAUAUCAUGUGUGAUUUCUCAUAAACCUGUACAUUUCUGCUAAAAAUAUUUACCAUGGAACUAAAAUAUAUAUUUUUUUAACAAUUUUAAUAAACGUAUUUGUAUAAUCAUGAAUGCCUCAUUUGAUAGAAGUAUCCUCUUAUGAGCAGCUUUCGUGUGACCUGCUUAGUCUCUCUACCAUACUGCUCACAAGACAAUGCUUUCUCUGAUAAGUAACUGCAACUAUAAGUAUACCAUACAUUUAGGUUUUGGGCCACUUACCAGCUGAAACGGCCAAAAACUAGUUAUUAUAUAGGUAAAAUCUUUUACCCUGAGAAGGGAAUUCCUACACUAAGGACACUGUGAAUACAGGAUAAAAUUUGUAUUGCUUUUACAUUACAGAUGCAAACAUUUUCUUGAAUAAGAAUUUUUUUCUUUUCCCCCAUCCAUUGCAAAAGCAUUCAGACCAAGAUUUUCCACACACAUACACACACACGGAGCCUAAAAUUAGGCUCCAUCUAUACCUAUGCACCUAAAAAGGAGACGGAUUUUCAAAAGCGUGGAACACCCAGCAGUUACAAUUAAGUAGCCAGAUUCCCAGAAUGGGAACUGCAGAGUAUUCAACACUCUUCAAACUCUGGCCACUUAUUUAGGAGCCUAAGUGGUAACUUGAUGUUAGGGUCCUGUUUUUUUCAAAAUUUUAGCCCCAAUCUUUUUUCCUUCAAUAUUAUGGAAAAGUACAUUUCUAGCACCCUGCUUAUGAAUUCACUGAACAAAAUGUACUUGAAUACUAUUCUUGUUGCAUGUCAUACAUAAUGGACACUUUAAGGAAUCUACACUGCUGAAGUCAAAUAAUUUAAGUGAAACAUUUGAAGUGUCUGGCAUAUAAUUAUUGUGUGUAUGGAUACUGUGUGCAUACGCACCUACAAUAUCUGUAAAAUAAAGAUAGGAAUCUCAGUCUUGUAGCACAAGAGAAACUCCCACUAUUUCUUUUAAAGGUAAAAAUCAUUGUUUUUUGUCAUUCUAUUGCAUUUUUGGAUGCUCACUGUGGAAUAUCAAAAUGCGUGAAAUGAACUAGGCCUGUGCCUUAAUAUUAAGACAUUUCAGUAAACUUUAAACAACUUGCAGCAAAAAAAA